GACAAGUUUGACACGUGAUAUUCUAGUACAUAGCUUAAGCACGUAGGUGUGACUUGUCAGCUGAUGUAUCGUCAAGAUUUGUUAAAUUGACAAUUAUUCUUUUAAAUUUGCUCUGUUACUCUUCAUUUAUCAAUAAUAAUGGCUCUACAUUCAGCGGGGAAAGGGAAACUUCUUGCUGUGAUCGGAGACGAGGAUACUUGUGUUGGAUUUCUUUUGGGCGGGGUUGGUGAAAUUAAUAAACAUCGACAACCCAAUUUUAUGGUCGUAGAUAAAAAUACAGCUGUAAGUGACAUAGAAGAUACGUUUAAACGUUUCAUUAAACGAGAUGAUAUUGAUAUUAUACUUAUCAAUCAAAAUGUUGCUGAAAUGAUUCGUCACGUAAUUGAUAGCCAUACACAACCCAUACCUUCAGUAUUAGAAAUUCCAAGUAAAGACCAUCCAUAUGAUGCCAGUAAGGAUUCUAUUUUAAGGCGUGCUAAGGGAAUGUUUAAUCCAGAAGAUAUACAUUAAUCUGUGUAUAAAAAAGAUUUGAUGACCUCUUUGGUAUUUGUUAAUAUCUGUAUGUAAUACUGUUAUGACAUUAUAGAUUACAUAGAAAAAAUAGAAAUAUGUAUAACAUUCCAUUAUUUACAUCUCAAAAAUUUACUAAUUUUUCAAUUUCUUUAUACAAUGUGUGUAUAAAUCUUGUUCUGUACAGACAUCUGGUAUUAUUUAAAUUUUAAAUCACUGUUAAAGAAAAGAAGCAUAUUCUACUAAGACGUUACUUAUAUGAAUUUUUUGAUUAUGUAAAUAAAUAUAAUAAACAACAA
Molecule: messenger RNA, 809 nt
Organism: Bombus pyrosoma
Lineage: Eukaryota; Metazoa; Arthropoda; Insecta; Hymenoptera; Apidae
Gene: Vha14-1
Product: V-type proton ATPase subunit F
Exons: 5
Coding region: 139-510 (123 amino acids)
Biological process (GO): proton transmembrane transport
Cellular component (GO): membrane; proton-transporting V-type ATPase, V1 domain
Molecular function (GO): proton-transporting ATPase activity, rotational mechanism
Source: RefSeq, a predicted model, not a curated record